Messenger RNA from Brassica oleracea var. oleracea, 930 nucleotides. Its product is annotated as V-type proton ATPase subunit c1. Gene Ontology annotation, molecular function: proton-transporting ATPase activity, rotational mechanism. Bases 81 to 644 code for a protein of 187 amino acids. The transcript is spliced from 3 exons. NCBI's taxonomy places the organism in Eukaryota, Viridiplantae, Streptophyta, Magnoliopsida, Brassicales, Brassicaceae. The record is from RefSeq and is a predicted model, not a curated record. Gene Ontology annotation, biological process: proton transmembrane transport. Gene Ontology annotation, cellular component: proton-transporting V-type ATPase, V0 domain.
AGUGGGUAGCUGCCAAAAAAUCCAAAUCUCUCUCUUCCCAGUUUUUUUGAGAUCCGAGAAGAUGUCUACGUUCAGCGGAGAUGAGACUGCUCCUUUCUUUGGCUUCCUCGGCGCUGCCGCCGCCCUCGUCUUCUCCUAACGCUCUUUGUUUGCAUUCACUUAAUUUUGGAGGUUGGAACCUAUUUGCUGCAUACAAGGAUCAUAAAUGUUACUUGUUUGGGUUAGGUAUGGGAGCUGCCUAUGGAACUGCAAAGAGUGGUGUUGGUGUGGCUUCCAUGGGAGUUAUGAGACCUGAGUUGGUGAUGAAGUCCAUUGUCCCUGUGGUUAUGGCUGGUGUGUUGGGUAUCUAUGGACUCAUCAUCGCUGUUAUCAUCAGUACCGGUAUCAACCCAAAGGCUAAGUCUUACUACCUCUUUGAUGGAUACGCCCACCUCUCCUCCGGUCUUGCUUGUGGUCUUGCUGGUCUCUCAGCUGGAAUGGCCAUCGGGAUCGUCGGAGAUGCUGGAGUCAGGGCAAAUGCGCAGCAGCCUAAGCUUUUCGUGGGCAUGAUUCUUAUCCUCAUCUUCGCGGAGGCGCUUGCUCUCUAUGGUCUCAUUGUAGGCAUCAUCUUAUCCUCUCGAGCUGGUCAGUCCAGAGCAGAAUGAGAAACAAAACAAAUGUCAGAUGAUGAUUUUUUUUUUUUUUUUUUUUUUGGAACCUUUUGGGGGUUUUUUUUUUUUUUUUUUUUGUGGAACCUUGUGUGGGGCUGCCAUAUAUUCUGCUUCGUUUUGGUGGGUGCUUGAGUUUAGGAUGUUUUUUUUUUGUCUGGGUCGGUAAUAAAAGAGAAGUUGACAUUUUCUGUAUUCUUGUAUUUUUCUUGAGGAACUUGAUGAUAUUUUGUUUGUAAAGAAGUUUUGCUUCUGAAACCAUGUUUGAGUGUUUUAUGAUACU